This is a messenger RNA of Ostrinia furnacalis (Asian corn borer), 967 nucleotides long. RefSeq lists its product as uncharacterized. The record is from RefSeq and is a predicted model, not a curated record. NCBI's taxonomy places the organism in Eukaryota, Metazoa, Arthropoda, Insecta, Lepidoptera, Crambidae. Bases 2 to 967 code for a protein of 321 amino acids. The transcript has 5 exons.
AAUGCCUAAACGGUUUCUGAUGCUGAUAGUUCUGGCGUUGGUACAUACAGGAACGUGUACCGGGAUCAGCAACACGCAAUUCAAUGCAAGUUUACGGGAUUAUGCUGUGACUGAGGUCACUGAGGAUACCAAUUCCUCGGAUGUGAAAACUUUGCAGAAAGAGUUGUAUGAAAGAUACGCUCACUUAGCGCCGGUCAGCAACACAGUGCGGUUUAAGGAAGUACCAGAUAGUGCUUUAUCACCUAGUUCAGCACACGGUCGAGGACUGCUUCAUCUAAACCAUCAUGGGUAUGGCCUUUUGGAUCACGAAGAAACCCCUCAUUAUGGCUACGAGUAUCACUUCCCAGAUGAUCACCACGGUCAUUAUGAUGAUCACCAUGAUCACCAUGAUCACCAUGACCACUAUGACGAGCAUGAUCACCAUGGGCAUGAUCAUUACGGUCAUCACCACCUAGUCCAUCAUGACGAUUAUAAACAUGGCUACGGACAUCACUAUAAACAUUACGAUCAUGCUCUCGCCGCAAAAACAGUUCUGUGGCCCAUAGCCGGUAUCGCCUUAUUGGGGGCUGCAGCUGCGUUAGUCAGCAACCCAGUUCUUCUCCAACUUGGAGUCGUAUCAGGUCGAAGAAGAAGACGUGACACCGAAGAAACUAACAUCAAGCAAGAGAUAUUCACCAAAAAGGGACUCGAAGAUGAAUUUAUCAUACACAAUUUGAAUCAUUUCCAUAAGAAUAAUGACAGUACAUCCAAUUCAAAAGUGAAAAAUAAUAGAGCGAGCAGCACUAAAAAAGGGAUGUUAUUGAAUAAAGCCAAGAAUAACCGCCAUAGGUUAUUGUUCAGAAAUGUAAAUCCAACUGGAAAAACUGCUAUUCAAAAGGCUUUUAAUCAAAUGGAGAAUAAUAAAGAUUCUAUAGAUAAACAUUACAUUCCUAUACCGCUCAUGAUGAAAGACGAUGACAGUAACUAG